Molecule: messenger RNA, 1527 nt
Organism: Helobdella robusta
Lineage: Eukaryota; Metazoa; Annelida; Clitellata; Rhynchobdellida; Glossiphoniidae
Exons: 13
Biological process (GO): proteolysis; cell adhesion
Cellular component (GO): membrane; cytoplasm
Molecular function (GO): metalloendopeptidase activity
Source: RefSeq, a predicted model, not a curated record
GACAGUUAUCCUUAUUGCGUAGAUGGGUGCGCCAACCAAACAUACUGUGGAGAGGUUGAAGUUCCCGCCAAACAUUUAGAAACGUGCAGACGUAUUUCAUCUAAAGGAGAUUUUGAAAAGAUUGGCGAAUCUGGAAAAGGUGUAAAUAACGGGCAUUUUAUAUUAUAUGUUUCUGCCUUUGAAUCAGAAAGAUGCAGUUUUGAAAGCACGAUUGCAUAUGCUGCUUAUUGCAGACUUGAUGCCUCAUUUGACAGACCAGUUGCAGGCUACGUAAACAUGUGUCCAGAUGAAAUUUCUCUGAAGAUGUUUGAUUUACAUCAGAUGCAUUUUACAAUCAAACAUGAAAUUUUGCAUGCUUUGGGUUUCUCCUCUGGUUUAUUUGCAUUCUACAGAGAUAAAAAUGGUCAACCAUUAACACCAAGAAAUCCUGCUACAAACAAACCUCCUUAUAACAAAAAAUUGAACAGAUAUCAGUGGAGUGAUAAUGUUGUCAGAAGCGUUGAUAGGAGUGAUUGGUUGGCUGCCGGUGGUUACAUCAACAGAACUUUUAAUUAUAUUGUCACCCCGUCAGUUCUGCGUGAAGUACGCCAGCAUUUCAACUGCAGCUCAUUGGAAGGAGCAGAACUUGAAAACCAAGGACCUGCUGGAACAUCAUUCACACACUGGGAAAAAAGAGUGUUUGAGAAUGAAUUAAUGACUGGGACUUACACGCAAAAUUUGGUCAUUUCGAGAAUUACAUUGGCACUUUUGGAUGACACAGGAUGGUACCAGGUGAAUUAUCAAAUGGCAGGGGAAUUAAAAUGGGGAAAAAACUUGGGUUGUGAUUUUGCAAAAUCAAGCUGUUCGCAAUGGAUUCUCAACAAGAUGAAUAAAAAUGAAAGCAUCCAUCCGUUCUGUAACCACUUGAAGACUAAUGUUAUCAAGACUGAAUGCACUGAAGACCUUUCAUCUGUGGGUGUUUGUAAUUUGAUCAAGCACAAGCAUCAGUUACCUCCUGUCUACAGGAAUAUAUUAAAUCUUACCGAUAAUGAAAUGGAUAUGUCUCACUAUGGUGGGUCAGUACCUCUGGCUGAUUAUUGCCCAUAUGUGCAAGAAUUUAAUUGGAAAGAAAAUGAAAAAACGGUUAGGGGAUCGAAAUGUUUUGUUGAUAGCAACAAUCCUUCGCUUGAAAUGAAUCUCCUCUUGGAAACUUAUGGGAAGGAAUCAAUAUGUAUUGAACAUUCGACUCAAUGGACUGUAGAAUAUUGUUCAUCUAUACACUCAGUUGAUAACUGGGGCAGUGGAUGUUACCAAUACGUAUGUUUUCAAAAUAAUCUGGGCCUAAUUUUGAACAAUAUUUUACAUUGGUGCCAUAAUGCAAAAGAUGUAAUUCGUGUUACUACUUCUACAUCGUUCUGGUUUCAUAAAGGAUCACUCGUGUGUCCUGAUAUUUCAAAAAUAUGCAAAGUUAGUAAUAAUAGUAAUUUUUUUAUUGUUUACUUAAAGGUACGAACGACACACUCAGCGUUUGCGUAUACGUAUGACUGA